This is a messenger RNA of Myotis brandtii (Brandt's bat), 1082 nucleotides long. It is a transcript of the gene CDK2AP1, whose product is annotated as cyclin-dependent kinase 2 associated protein 1. The transcript is spliced from 4 exons. NCBI's taxonomy places the organism in Eukaryota, Metazoa, Chordata, Mammalia, Chiroptera, Vespertilionidae. Bases 97 to 360 code for a protein of 87 amino acids. The record is from RefSeq and is a predicted model, not a curated record. Gene Ontology annotation, cellular component: cytoplasm; nucleus.
GGUGACUCCUUAAUCCACUCAUCUGCAGAGGGACCCAAAAAAGCAGCGUGCAGUCAUAUACACACAGCUGGGAGCGUCCACCCGCCUUCCACCAGCAUGGCGACGUCCUCCCAGUACCGCCAGCUGCUGAGUGACUACGGACCACCAUCUCUAGGCUACACGCAGGGAACAGGGAACAGCCAGGUGCCCCAGAGCAAAUAUGCUGAGCUGCUGGCCAUCAUCGAAGAGCUGGGGAAAGAGAUCCGGCCCACGUACGCGGGCAGCAAGAGCGCGAUGGAGAGACUGAAACGAGGCAUCAUCCACGCGAGAGGGCUGGUUCGGGAGUGCUUGGCUGAGACGGAGCGGAACGCCAGGUCCUAGCCUCCGAGUCAGCGCGAAGGCUUUCCAUCUUCUUCCCAGAAGUGACAGCUCAUGCCCCCUAUUCAGAUGAAACUCGGUUUCAGAAUGGUAACAGCUUGGUUUCUCCUCCCCGUACUCCUCCCGUGGCUCGUCAGGCUCCGAACCUCCCAUCGCUGAGAUGGAGAUUUUCGCAGUUUUAGGUUUACAUGUUAGUUAGGAACUACCCAGGGCGUUCUGUUUUUUUAAGCAUUGAUUUACAUGAUGCACGUCAGUUACCUAUCACCGCAAACCGUAGUUGGCCUCCCAGAUACCGGUGUUUCUCUUCUGGAUGCAUUUCUGUUACGUGGUUCUUUGUUUCUCUUCUGAGCUGAUCCAGCUCUGAGGGUUUGUUUCAGCGAGUCCUGCGGCAGCGCUUUAGUAGCCAGCGUGUUCGCCACACACUAUAAAUUCUGCUCAGUGUAACUUUUUUUUUUUUUGCUUAAGCAUUUCCAUGACUAUUAGUACUUUGAAGUCCAUCUUUAAAAUGCACAAGUUAUAAAUACAGAAGAAAGAGCAACUUACCGAACCUCAACCUCCAACCUCGCCUGACAAGGACCCCUGAAAUUUUCCCUAAGGAUGUAUGUAGAUUUCAGUUCCGCCUUUCCCAUCAGUGGAUCCAAACAUCUGGAAGAAAGUGACUAAUACUGUUUGCAUCUUUGUAUGUAUUUAUUACUUGAUGUAAUAAAGCUUAUUUUCAUUAACAA